ACACAGAGUUGUCGUUCCUUACACAUAUCGCCAAGCUGUGUAUCAACGGUGUGCAGCAGAUAUCAGUGUGCUGCAUAGCAGCUAAUGUUUCCCAUUCUAAUUCUUCGUAAAGUUUCACAUGAGAUGUUCCUCGGCGUAAUCCUGUAAUUAUCCUGGCUGCAUCUAAUUGGACUGAUUCGAGAAGUGUUUUUUCCUGUUCUGUACAAUUGUCCCAUACUACACUUGCAUAUUCUAAGAUUGGCCUAAUAUAAGAGACGCCUGGCUCGGUUACAACUUACGGGACACCAUGGAUCCACGGAACACAUUGGUCUUCUUCGUCAACGGUAAAAAGAUCGAGGUUGGGAGCCCAAGCCCAGAGACAACCCUUCUUCAAUAUCUUCGCCAGACCCUAUAUCUAACUGGAACAAAAUCAGCAUGUGGACAGGGUGCUUGCGGCGCAUGCACCGUCAUGAUGUCAUCAUAUGACGUCACAAGCAAGUCAAUGACACACGUGUCGGUGAAUGCCUGUCUCGUGCCAUUGUGUUACCUUCACGGUCGGGCGGUCACUACCGUGGAGGGUGUAGGAAAUUCCCGGACAGGACUACACGCGGUACAGAAAGGUUUAGUGGAGGCACAGGGUUUCCAAUGCGGAUUUUGUACUCCUGGGAUGGUUAUGACGAUGUACACAUUGUUUAGGAACAACCCUAGUCCGUCACAGGAACAAAUGGAGAGAAUGUUGGAAGGAAACCUAUGUCGAUGUACCGGGUACCGUCCCAUAGUUGAUGCUUUUGUGGAAGCCAAAAAGAACUGUCCGUGCGGAUUAGGCCUGUGUCAACAGACGAAUGAGACAUCAGGAGGUAUUGACGAGACUCCACGGGAGGCCUCCUCUCAAGACGUCAUAUUUCCCCCGGAACUGCAGCUGACAGAGACUUACCACACAGAAGACGUGGUAUUUAGAGGUGAUCGGUACACCUGGUAUCGUCCCACAACUCUAGCCGGAAUAUUACAACUGAAGGCAGAUCAUCAGGGAGCUCCCGUGGUCAUGGGAUGCAACAGUAUAGGAUAUCUGCUGCGCAAGGGGAUUCUGACGUCUGACGUGGUUAUCUGCGGAACCAAUGUUAAGGAACUGACUAUUGUUGAGACCACACUGACCGAGGUUCGAGUCGGGGCCGGGGUUACCAUGGCGUCAUUGGAAAAAACACUCAACGAAAUAUCUGUCAAAAUCAAAGGUCCCAAAAACAGAAGUGUGUUAGCAGCCCUGGACGUCCUGCGGUGGAUAGGUGUGGACCAAAUCAGAAAUACAGCGACGAUUGGAGGUCACGUGAUGAGCCACGCACCCAAUCUGGAUCUGCAAGCUUUCCUUAUGGCCGCUGGAGCAGAACUGCAGUUUUUAUCACAAGGCAAAGGACCACGCACCUGUAAGUUGGAUGACGAAUUCAUCAAUAAUGAAUAUAGUCACAUGGGUGAUGGAGAGAUACUGUCCUCAAUCACCAUACCUUUCACGAGCGAGAACGAGUAUAUCGUUGGCAUGAAGCAGCCUCACCGUCGCGGAUUUGACUAUGGCAUUGUUACUUGUGGGCUGUUCGUGGAACUUGACACCAGUACUAGAACUGUCAGAACGAUGCGACUAGCCUUCGGAGGUGUUGACAAGAAACCUGUACUGGCGCUGUCAACCACCAACAAUUCAGUUGGAAAGACUUGGUCUGAUGACAUCGUGACUGAGGUGUGUGGUGAUUUGAUAAUUGAGCUCAACAACAAUUACUACGACAAUACAAAGUUCCGGCUUACUCUAGCAUGUAGCUUCGUCUACAAGUUUUUCUUGUAUGUACAAGGGCAGUUGAAGAAAACGGAUUCGUCGUGUUCCCAGUGUGAUGUGAUCGGGCUGCCCUAUACAACCGUGUCCGGCACACAGGCGUACGACGUCCCAAGCGAGGACGGCCACAGGAUUGUAUGGAAACCCGUACCUAACGUUUCUUCCGAAUAUGUCACGUCCGGAGAGGCACAGUUUGUGGACGACAUUCCUACAUUUCAAAGUGAACUUUUUGCUGUCCCGGUCACAAGUAAGCAUGCACAUGCACGGAUCCUGUCUGUGGACCCGUCUCAAGCUCUGGCGCUCCCUGGUGUGGUGGACUACAUAGAUCACUCCCAUGUUCCUGGUACCAACAAAUUCAGUGUUAUAAAUGGAGUAUGCGACAGCACACUAUUUGCCGAAAAUGAGGUGUUCUGUUAUGGCCAGGUAAUUGGGGCAGUCCUAGCCGAGAGCCGAACUGUAGGUGUCAAGGCAGCGCAGCUUGUCAACAUCACGUACGAAAAGAUGAACGCAAUAUUAACCAUUGAAGAGGCGCUGGAAAAGGAUUCACUGUUUGAGGAAGUACAUAGGAUCGAUGUAGGUGAUCUAGAGGGUGUCAAAGAAACGGCCAGUCAUUGUGUGGAGGGCACGUGUUCCACGGGAGUGCAGGAACACUUGUACAUGGAAACCCAGACUGCACUGGUAGUACCAAAGCUCGAGCAGCGCGAACUGGAGGUGUUCGCACCUACACAGAUCCUUACGGCUACACAGCAAAUCCUAUCUGACUUCCUGGCAAUCCCUCGGAACAGAUUGACAGUGAAAAUAAAACGAAUUGGUGGAGCAUUUGGCGGAAAGCAGGGGGACACUAUGAGUGUGGUCGGGAUAGCGGCCGUCGGAGCAUGGAAGACGAAACGGCCAGUGCGAUGUGUACUUGACAGGACAACAGAUAUACAGAUAACGGGGAAGAGACAUCCUGCCAAGACACUAUACAAGGUUUACUUCAGUGACGACGGCCGUAUUCUCGGAUUGAACGUGAAGUUUUAUAUCAACGCUGGAUACUCGCUCGAUUGCAGUCCAUUUGUUGUUAAAAUCGCUAGUUGGUUCCUAAACGGAAGCUACAACAUACCAAACAUAAAGAGCGAAGGUCGCAUGUGCAAAACAAAUUUGCCUUCCAAUACAGCCAUGCGGGGUUUCGGAGCGCCACAGAUGCUGUUUGCCGUUGAGCACAUAGUGCAACAAGUUGCUACUCGACUCAAAAUGUCACCUGAAGAGGUACGGCAGAUAAACUUAAUUAGGCAGGGGUCUGUGACUGCCUCUCGACAGCUUAUAACGGACAACAACAUGGCCCGGUGCUGGACAGAGUGUAGAGCCGACAGUCAGCUCGACCAACGGCGACAGGAGAUAGUAACAUUCAAUAGCACUAACAGAUGGACAAAGCGAGGGAUUGCCAUGAUACCGAUCGCGUUCGGUGUAGGAUACGCUCCCCUUUUCGCAAACCAGGCGGGAGCGUUACUACUGGUGUACCUUGACGGGUCAGUCUUGUUAACCCAUGGUGGCGUGGAAAUGGGCCAGGGGGUCCACACUAAGAUGAUUCAGGUUGCCGCUACUGAGCUUGACAUAUCGCAGGAUAAGAUCAUAAUCAGUGAAGUGAGCACGGCAACUGUACCCAACACAUCCGAGUCCGGGGGUACACAGGUCGCCGACCUCAACGCCGGGGCCGUCAAGAAUGCUUGUGUUAAGAUCAGAGACCGCCUGGAACCGUUUAGAAAAGCCAAACCAGACGGUACAUGGGAAGACUGGGUAAAUGCUGCCUACGACGAGCGCGUGAGUCUCGCAGCUACAGGUAUUUUCAAGUCAAGGGAAGAGGGUUAUGACUUUGCUACCAACACUGGUGUACAUGCUAACUACUUCACGUACGGUACAGCUUGUACCGAGGUGGAGAUUGAUUGCCUUACUGGUGGGCACCAGGUACGACGUGUGGACAUUGUGAUGGACGUCGGUAAGAGUCUAAAUCCUGCAAUAGACGUUGGCCAGAUCGAGGGAGGAUUUGUCAUGGGAUAUGGAAUGAUGACUAUGGAACAGAUACAGUUUACUGCUGAAGGUCGCAUGAAAGCGUCCGGGCCAUUGGAGUACAAAAUCCCGUGUGUCCGCAACAUUCCACGAGAGUUUAAGGUCAAGCUUCUUCAGGAUAGUGGAGAUGUCAAAACUGUAUACUCAUCCAAGGGAGUAGGCGAGCCACCUCUUUUAUUGGCGUCAUCAGUUUUCUUUGCGAUCAAAGAGGCAGUUCAGGCGGCACGCGCAGAAGUCGGGUUGACAGACGACUAUCCUCUUAAGUGUCCGGCCACAGCAGAAAGGAUCCGAAUGGCCUGUCAGGACAAUAUUGUAGAUCAAUGCCAGCAAGCUGAAAUGAAAACCAGUAGCAAUCCACUUGUUACUAUAUAAGACCAACCUGUCUUCUCAAGUUCUCAUCGUAGUGUUUGAAACAAACAAAACAUAUAAAAGAUACAGUAAAGAUAAAUUGCGACCAAAACAUAUAUCCCAACUCAAGCCAUAUAAACAGUAAAAAUCCCUAUAUACCCCAGACACAUCAUUGCGCCAUAUCGUAGUGGCAAUUACCCCGACAUUAGAGACAGGUCGGUACUCGGGACUUCGUGUGUCUGGCAAUAUAAUACUGUGAACCGUGUUAUAAUGACAGACGGGACCUAGACGAUGAGAGACAAGUUCCCUUCGUGAGGAAAUGAACACAUGAAGUGUUCAGCAUAUAUAGCUGCUUGAAAGAUCACAAACCUCUCAAACUGAGAGGAGAAAUAUUAUAUAUUUGAUAACGAACUGUGCUAAUAAUAACAUUUUUAUAACGUCAGGUUGUACACCAUUAUGCCAUAUAUUUUAAACGCGCUUUGUUCCUUUAUUAAUGAUUUUGAAAAUACGGUUAUGAUCUAUUGGCCUUUUUUUUUUUUAUUCAAUACGUGAUUGAGGGUUGAUUCAAAUGUUAUUAAGAUAUUUAACCAGGUGUUUAGUAUGUGUUCGUUGUACGAGUUCAUGUAUAUAUUUUACCUGAAGUUACACAAAUUUGUUAGCGUACUUGUUUUGUGUGUUGCAUGUUCUGUACUAGUUCUGUACUGACUCGAUUGGUCAGAUUUGUUAUUUAGUCAGCUGACCAACCGCAGCACUUGCUUGACCAUUCAACUAAUAUUUGAUAUCAAUUCUUGUCGGACACACAGCUUGAGACACUCUAAGGAGUAAGACGUACAUGGUAUACUUUCGACUUACAUUGUAAGGCGUCCACAGCAUCCUGGUUCAAACCAAACCAAACACGAGAUAAGAGUGAUGUGCGAAAUAUAUAUAUAAAGAGUUGAGUAAUUUGUUGAUUAUCUUGAUUAACAAAUAUACUGUGUUACAAGAUUUAUUCAAACCGUAACGGUCGAAUGUCAAUAAAGGCCAUUUGUAUCUUC
Molecule: messenger RNA, 5220 nt
Organism: Mizuhopecten yessoensis (Yesso scallop)
Lineage: Eukaryota; Metazoa; Mollusca; Bivalvia; Pectinida; Pectinidae
Product: xanthine dehydrogenase/oxidase-like
Exons: 36
Coding region: 287-4210 (1307 amino acids)
Molecular function (GO): FAD binding; iron ion binding; molybdopterin cofactor binding
Source: RefSeq, a predicted model, not a curated record